Molecule: messenger RNA, 2052 nt
Organism: Aspergillus sclerotioniger CBS 115572
Lineage: Eukaryota; Fungi; Ascomycota; Eurotiomycetes; Eurotiales; Aspergillaceae
Gene: nop9
Product: RNA-binding RNA processing protein NOP9
Exons: 1
Coding region: 1-2052 (683 amino acids)
Biological process (GO): endonucleolytic cleavage to generate mature 5'-end of SSU-rRNA from (SSU-rRNA, 5.8S rRNA, LSU-rRNA); endonucleolytic cleavage in ITS1 to separate SSU-rRNA from 5.8S rRNA and LSU-rRNA from tricistronic rRNA transcript (SSU-rRNA, 5.8S rRNA, LSU-rRNA); endonucleolytic cleavage in 5'-ETS of tricistronic rRNA transcript (SSU-rRNA, 5.8S rRNA, LSU-rRNA)
Cellular component (GO): 90S preribosome; preribosome, small subunit precursor; nucleolus
Molecular function (GO): RNA binding
Source: RefSeq, a predicted model, not a curated record
AUGCCUCGCGAGAAGGUCAAGAGAGGCCGCCGAGCCGCCGAUAAGGCCAGCAAGCGCAAGCGCGACGAUGCCCCCGAAGACGAUGUGCCCAAGCGAUUGAAGCCUUCGACCGACGAGACCAACGACAUCGUUGAGGGAGCGGACUAUAUCCCCAUGGAUGGUGAUGUUGGACAGGAGGACCAAGAGGGUGCACCGGUCGGCGACAUGCCCUUCUACGGUCUUCUCGACCCCGAGGAGCAGGAAUAUUUCUCCCGUGCGAACGAGGUGUUGGAAACGAAUCAGUUCGGCGAUGCGGAGGAGCGGAGGGUCUUCGUCGAUAGUGUCUAUAAGGAAGCUGAGGGGAAGGAAUUGAAGAUCGCGUGCAGUCAGUCGUGUUCCCGCCUGAUGGAGAAGUUGAUCUCCAUGUCCGACAUGCGCCAGAUUCGGAGACUGUUCAGCAAGUUCAUCGGCCAUUUUCUGCACUUGGUUCAGCAUCGGUUUGCGAGUCAUUGUUGUGAGACUUUGUUUAUUCAUGCGGCGCCUGGAGUCACGCAGAAGGUGUCGAAGUCGAAGAGGAAUCAUGAGGAGGAUGAGGAGGGCGAUGAGCCGGAGCCUGACUUGUCGCUGGCGGAGAUGUUCAUGAAGGUCAUUGAGGAACUGGAAGGAAAUUGGGGAUACUUGUUGACGGAGCGGUUUGCGUCGCAUACCAUUCGGGUUCUUCUGCUCGUUUUGGCGGGAGAGCCGGUCGAUUUGUCCUUGAGUGAUUCGAUCGUCGCGAGUCGAAAGAAGGAGAGACAUGGUGUACUCAGCACCGAUGCGCAAGAGGAGAAUCCGGUCGCGCAGAAGCGGAGCGUACCGGAGUCGUUCGAGGGUACAUUGAAGAAGGUCAUGCAGGAUAUGGUGUCUGUCCUUGAUGAUACGUAUCUCCGGGCACUUGCUACACACCCGGUCGGAAACCCGGUUCUUCAAGUGCUGGUGUACUUGGAGCUCUCGCAUUUCGGCAAGUCGAGUGCUAAGGAUGCUAAGUCGAUUAUCAGGAGACUGAUCCCAGACGAUGAGUUUGCAGAGGGCACAGAAAGCACCGUCUUCGUUCGCGGACUACUCUACGAUCCGGUGGGGUCUCGUCUGCUCGAGACGAUUGUGCGCUGCAUGCCAGGAAAGCUGUUCAAGGGACUUUACAAGAACUUCAUGCGCGAUCAACUACGCUCGCUUGCGCGCAACAUCACCGCCGGAUACGUCGUUCUCCGGGUGCUUGAGAGACUCGGAAAAGACGACCUCCAGAACGCGGUGGAACUUCUUGUCCCUCAAAUCCCCAACCUUGUUGAGCGGUCCCGAGUGAUUGUUCCCAAGACGCUGAUUGAGCGAUGCAUCGUGCGUGGCGUCGACACUGCCCCUAUUGCCCGCGUCCUCGAAACGGCCUACGACAGCGACCCGGCCAAGCGACUGAACCAGAUGCUCGGGCUUGAUGGUGCGCAAGAGGACGCAGAAGGGCAAGAACACAAGCCUAGUGAACUCGGACCCGACGCCAACCAAAAAGGCGCCAAACUACACAACUCUCUCUUCCUUCAGACCAUGCUGACUGCUCCGGGUCCAUUAAGCGGCUUGGUCUAUUCCAGUCUGCUGGCACAGUCGCCCGAAUCGCUCGUCACGCUCGCCAAAGAUUCGACCACAUCGCACGUCAUUCAAAAAGCCAUCGCCCUCCCCACUUCCACCUCUCAGUUCCGCCGUCAAUUCGCAGUUCGAUUCACAGGCCACCUCGAAGAGCUUGCGUUAGACAGCAGUGGAUCCCGCGUAGUCGACGCCCUCUGGCCCGCCACCAAGGACCUCUUUUUCGUCAAAGAGCGCAUGGCCCAAGAACUCACACAGCACGAAAUGGCCCUGCGAGAUUCCUUCGUCGGUCGCGCCGUCUGGCGAAACUGGGCGCUGGAUCUUUACAAGCGCCGUCGGGGCGAGUGGGCCGCCAAAGCCAAGGGACUCGACACCGGGGAAAAGCCCAAGUCACGUCUCGAACUGGCCCGGGAGAAAUUCGCUGCCAAGGCGGCGGAGAGCGCGAAGAAUGCGGAUAAUGCCUGA